GGGGGGGGAAGAGCACCCCCGCUGAAUUUUUCCAUAGUCCACAGUGGAGGUAUUGUUCAAAUCCAGGUCACAGUAUGGGGGGAGAUGAAUGUAUUUAAAAUAACAAUUGAUUUAAUGAAGCAGGACUUCCACCAUAUAGAAGUGGCACUUAGUAAGCAAGGGAAUGGAAAGUACUUUCAAACACUAACUAUGAAGUGCACAAAAGUGCAAAUUUAUUUCAAAUGGAUAAGUACAUAAAUAAAUAUAUAUUUUAAGUACAGAUUGUUCUUAAAUAAGGGAAGAAGAAAUGUCAUAAACUCACAGCUCUGAAUUUAGCUGUCCUUUCCUCUUUUCUCUUUUGAAUUUUGCAUGCAGAUGUGCCAAGUACCUUUAGAUAGGGAAAUAAUUUGGUCUAAGAAUAGAUCAGACAAGACUAGAAUAAAUUAGGAUAGAAUAAGGUCAGUCAGUAGAGGUUGGUGCUCAUUUCCACCACUGCUCCUUCAUAUUUUAAGCUUUCUUUGUAUGAUGACCACUCCACUGAACAGAUGGAAGUUUAGAGUCUUGCUUAAAUAUAUAGAAAGAGUUAUCUCAGUAUGUCCAGGCUUUAGGACUUUUUGCAACAGACAAGUUAAACAUUUUAAUUAAUGUAAGAACAACACCUCUAGUUCACAUCCUUGUUCCAACAAGUCCAAACACUCAGAAUGAUGACUUUCAUUAUAGAAGCGUAUUUUUUGUCUGUUGUUUUAAACUUUUUUUUUCUUUUAUCAUUGAGGGCCCCUUUCUACACAAGGGUCCCUGGGCACAUAAUCAUAACCCAUUUAGUAGAUCCGUCCAUGACUCCUGGUCUACCCACACAGGUGCUUUCACUACUAGUGGUUGAAGAGCUCAUUCUUCCAUUUGUUGGGUUUUUGUUGCACCUGUUAGGGCGGAACAACUUGUACCUUUCUAUUAUUUUAUAAGAAUAUCGAUUUUAAAAAUUCCUGGCAUAGCUCCACCAAACUUCAUCCUAAACAGAGGUUUAAUCUGUAGGCCUUUUCACUGACACACAUUUAACAGUUUUUAUCCAAAGAUGUAGUCACGAGUAAACCAUGACAGUGUGACAGUGAGCCAGGACAUUAUCAGGAUCCUGAAAUUAAAGCAAAAAUCAUUCAUUUGAUUAUUUACACCAGUAGGCCUACUUUUCCUAAUGUGUCAUGUUAAAAUAUCUGUUGUGAGAAAGAGUGCAAAUCCAUUCCAAAACAGAUAACAGAUAGAACAGACAGAUAAGAUAACAAACAGAAAGAUAGAUAAAAGAUAGUUUGUCCAGUGAGGCAUAUGAGCAUUUCUGAUUUGUUGCCCCGAUGGUUAAGCUAUGGUUUAGCUUUGAAGUUUCUGCUGUUGAAUCAGUCGUUUCAUGUAGCUGACCUAUCCACCAACACAACCUUGGAUUUCAUUGCAAAAUUGCAAUGGCUGUUCUAGCUCUGAAAAGGAUGAGGUUAUUUAAGGGUUAUUUUAAGUUAAAGACACAUAGCCUUUAUAUUGUGUAUUUUAUUAAGAACGUACACUUUCAAGUCAAAAACAAGUUCCAUGGCCUGUUCAUUCAGUUCUACGUCUGAGCUUCACUUUGCAAUUUUGUAUGUGCAGAGUUUGACACUUGAAGGCUGUUUUCACAUUUGGCGAAACAUUUCUUUAUGCUCAUCUUAAGUCUGAGUUUAAGAUUGGGUCCUAGCCUACAAGCAUGAUUUGUUACAUCACAAACAGUUUGGAGCCAAUGCAGGGCCAGUAUGCCAGUAUAAGGAAUGUAUUAAAAUAAACAUAUUUGCAAAUUCAAACGAUUUGAUGAUGGAGUGGGAGUAGAUGUCAUUUUAAGGACUUUUAACGAGGUAACUGCAAAACAUACCCAAUUUAUUAUUCCAAUCAGAUGAUUUUUAUAGCCCUAUGUCCUAAAACAAGUCUGGAAGGAUUCUUAAACAUUUUGAUGAAAAUUGUUUACUAAAUUUAACUUUAGCUUUCCCCAUCUGUACUAUCUUUCACUAGUUUGAAUAUGGUGCCGCAAUAGAGCAUAAGUUGUGGACUGUGGACUCUACAGGUUUGUGUUGCAGCCUAUAGAGGACACUGUGUUACCGCCUGCACACUGAUCACCUCUCUCCCCCCCUCUCUGCUCUGUCUCCUCCCAUGCUCCUUCACUUCGGAGGACCGGUCUCCGGCUUCACACAGCGUCUCAUCGCGUCUACAGGAUGAACUUCUAACUGUGGAUGUAAAGUGAGUCAAUCGGAUCAGUCUUCAUUACUGUUCGUGGAUUCAAGUCUGCGCAGUCUGAUUUGGGUCAGCGGGGGCCCGGGGUACGGAUCCUCUUCUGCAGCCCGGCGUGUAAUCUGUGAUGGAUCCGGGUUUCAUAAUAACUUAAACGUCCCAGACCGGUUAGAAGACAAACUGUUUAUUUAGAUAAAGACCGAAUCAGUGGGGACAUGGACGGGGCGGACGUGAGCCAGCUGUCCGAUGAGGAGCUGCUGAUGCAGGGGAAGGAGGAUCUGGUCCGGAGGCUGAGGAGACUGGAGAGCCGCAACAUGGAGCUGAUGCUGGAGCACGGGAACAUGAUGAAGGACGUGAACCGCAGACUGCAGGUCCACCUUCAUGAGAUCCGGAGUCUGAAAGAAGUCAACCAGAAACUGCAGGACGAUAACCAGGAGCUAAGAGAGCUCUGCUGCUUCCUGGACGACGACCGACAGAAGGGCAAGAAGGUGUCCCGGGAGUGGCAGAGGUUCGGCCGCCACACUGCCAGCGUCAUGUGGAAAGACGUUGGGCUGUACCAGCAGAAACUGACCGAGCUGGAGGCCAAUCAGGACACGCUGAGGACGGAGAACGUGGAGCUGAAGGAGAUCAUCUUCAUGCUGGAUGAGGAGAGGAACGGCGCCGGCUCCAGGAGCUCCAUCGACAGCCAAUCCAGCCUGAGCAACCUGAACGGACCGGUGCCGGUGCGAGACGUCGGAGAUGGAAGUAGUACCUCCAGUGCUGGAAGCGCUGGGAGUCCAGACCACCAUCACCACCACCACCACCACUUACACAAAUCAUCCGAAGGGAAGAUAGCAUCUCUGAGGAGGUCUAUGGACGACCUGUCCGCCUCUCAGAGAGGAGUCUCUACUGGUCUCAGUGAUGCAUCAGCCAACUACAUCAGACAGCUAGAGAACAAGGUGAGGAUGCUGGAGGAUGAAAACAAGCAGCUGCUGACAGAGCCGAAUGGAGGAGAAGUGAAGACACUGAGGAAGGGUUUAUCCCUUUAUCAUUCAGAAAGUCAGCUCUCACAGUUCCACGACAACAUGUACAACGGUGCUUCUCGGACCCCCAGUGGUGAACCCUCCCCCACAGGGAUCUAUUUCCCCCCAGGGCAGAAACCAGAGGCUGUUGUCCAUGCCAUGAAGGUGUUGGAGGUCCAUGAGAAGCUCGACAGGCACAACUCACAGGAGUAUGAUGACGAUCUCAGUGAGAAAGAGAAGGCUAUCGUCAGAGAGAUGUGCAACGUGGUUUGGAGAAAGCUGGGUGAUGCUGCCGGAUCCAAGCCUUCCGUCCGGCAGCAGCUCUCAGGCAACCAGUUCAAAGGACCUUUAUAGUUGUCAAACAAAAAGAGAAGACCUGCAAACCUAUAUUACCAGUUUGGACUGGAAGCCUUCAGCACAGUGUUUUCUCUCUCAGCUGAUGAACUGAGACCUCAUCAGCCUGAACUAAGCUGAGUUAUAAUGGAUGUUCACUUCAUAGUACUAAAAUGCAAACACCAGAACACUAUGGCAAGAACAAAUUUGGUGCCAUUAGAAACCAAACAGCCAAUAUAAAUGUCUGGAUCAUGGACAUAGAUGUAUAAAAACUUGUAGGAAUUUUUGAAACCUGGAUUUGGAUUUACCUCUCAUCGUUUUGGAAGCGGAAAAUCCAAAUGUGAGAAAUGUGUAUGGCGAUUGGAUGGAGUGGAAAAGCAAAAGUCAGUCACCGCAAUGUACUGUCAAUCCAGUGAACAUACCCCAAACUCUCUCCUCAAGCCUCUUUAAAGGUACAAGAAUUCAACCUAGAGAAAAGAAAAACUUAAUUCUGGAAAUAUAAAAAUACAUUUGUGUAGAAAAAUAAUUGACUUAUAUUUGAGGACAGACUCUGGAGGAUUUCCGAAGUGACUCAAAGUUUCCAGGAGGUCAUUAGAAAGACUCUAGCUUCAAGCACUUGCGCAUGUGUGUAUUCACUCAGCUUUGGUGGCUGCCACUUUGCCACCUGUAUUGUCCAGCAGGAGUGUGCUCCAAUAACCUUUUGCAUUCGCACAGUGACUCAUCAGCUCUCCAGGGACCUCCGUUUGCAUCGUGAUGAGGAAAAGGAUGCUAUGUAUUUAAACAGUCCAUGGGGUUUUUGUCUGCUUUGUUAGCCAGACCUUCCCAUCAAAACGUCCUUUUCAUUUCUUGGAAAUGAAUGGCGCUGACUUAUUGAUCAUGUUGUUUACAGUGUGAACGCACAGUGAUUAUUCAGAAAGUCUAUGAAGGACUUAAGUUGACUUCAUCAAAGCUGGUCACAACCUUCACUUUGUGUUUUAAAGUUCACUUGUCAAAUAGCCUUUUGAGGAUCGACUCUCAUAUAUGCAAGUUAUCUUUUUAAAAGUUUAUAUUUGAACAGUAAAAGUACUCAUGUGUACACUAACACUACUGGCUUUUGGUUCUAUACCUCCUGUACAUAAAUGUAGUCAAGGUCAAGAGGUGAUCCCUGAAAACUUACAAAUGAGGCAAUAAGGAUUCCUGUCAUGAGGAAUGCCAUACAAUACAUAAGGCUGGCAGUCCCUACAUAUGCCUAUCAGUAGCAUAUGAUGAGGUGUGUCAGUUCAUGCCAGGGUGGAAUGAAAACUUGUUAACUGAACUUUCUGUGUAAACGUAGGGGGGGAAAAUCCAGACAGUCAAAUUGACCAAUUAAAUCAUCAAUGAUUAAAGACAAACUAACUUUUCACUCAGGUUGUCAUUGGAAAAAAAGCAUGUUACCUUAAGGAUCUUAAUUUUUAACUUUGAAUUGGAAGAUUUAGGUCAAAACACAGCACCCUCUUUCAUUUGAUACCCCUAACAAUGUAGAUUUUCAGUCUGAACACUUGCUCAUGUAGUAUUUUGUCCAUUUUGUAAACAGUAGUCAUCAAUACUAUGAAUCACCUUUCAUUCAAAUAUACAGUAUUUUAAUUGAUUUACACAUUUCAGGCUGGUGUUGGCAAAGCUAGAAUAAAUGCAGUCAUCAGUUUUUAUUUAAGUGUUACCUAGCAAGCUCAUACAGUAAACAAGUAAACAAGACUUAUGUACAAAUCAGCUGCUUAAAGAACUUUUUUAUCGGUUAAUGACAACUAGUAGCUUUUUGCCUUUUGUGUCCAGUAUGUUUGGUGGAGCUGAAUAGCAGCAUCUUUAAAAGAACAUAGUAGCCUGAAUACUGCACACACACUGUUAAAACUGCUACCAGUGCUUUUCACAACAGGAAUUUGAUUUAGGAGCAGAUUUUGCAUAGUGUCCCUCUUCCAAAAUGCUUUAAGGUGCACUGACUGGGAAAUAUGCUUGCACCUGAUUGACUGAUAUCAAUUUCAUAUCUGUUUUUCCAGUUCAGAGAGUGGACUGGGAUGUUUUUAGUCUAGCAUAGCACAAACUAAGCCUCAAUCAAAAUAAAAAGUCUUUCCAACAUCUAAAAAACAGUCUUACUUACAAGCUAGAAUGCUAGCACCCAGCUGCUGUUGGUCAAUAAGUAGCUUCACUGCUAACUUCUCUGAAAAAAAUGGCAAUAUAUAAUUAUGUUGAAUUAUAUAUCUAUAAUUCUGUUUAAAUGGACAAUAUGCAGUACACUGUGUAAAUAAGACAGCUUAGAGGAAGAAAUGUUUUUUCAUUUUUGGUCGGACAUCCUACACCUUUUUAUGAGCUAAGUUAGGCUUGUGCUAAGCUAGGCUAAAUAUAUCUUCAUCUUAAUUGAUGCAGUCAUCUUCUCUGAGUGUGAGUAAGACAAAUAAGCACAUUUCCAAAAUGUCAAUGUUCCUUUUAUAAAUACAUUAAGUAAUCCAGCAGAUCAUUCUGCUUAGCUUAUUUUGUAAGUGUCUACUACAGUGUUAUCAAUGUUUAAUGCAUUAUAAACAUUGAUAAUAUCGUCCAUUUUUGAUAUUUCACAAUUUCAAGCUAAUUUUGAUCAUUUAAGGUGACUUGGCACUGCAGUUACAUUAACUUUAUUACAGUGGCCAUUUUGAAUGAAGCAUACAUCACAAAGGAAAAGCAGGACAAGUGAGGGUUUCCCUUUGAACUAAGAAUUAGCAAACAUCAGAUACGCUAAGUAGCUACUAGUAUAUUAGACUUCAAAAUUUGAACAUUGCUUAUGUCCUUCUUUCUAAUAUGUUUUGCCAUGGCAAAUCUGCAAAAUCUAUUCCCAUCAAUUUAUUCCAUGUUUGUAUGCACCUUUAACAACACGUCCAAGCUGUUUGUUUCCUAAGUGUGAGAGAAGCUCAAAAUGGCUAUUUUGGAAAUAAGGGCUGGGUCUGAAAUCACUCCUUAUUUACUAUAUAGUUCACAUUUUAUAUCUGCCAUUUUAUUUGAGUGCCCAAAUUCUGAAUAUGUAAAUGUUUUCACUAUAUAGUCUCAGAAAUUCUACAAUGGAAGGGAAUAGAAGUGUCCAUGUACACUACUUUCUGACAACAAUUCGACAGGUUCCCCAUCACCCCACCACACACAAUGAUGAAUGGUUAGUAACUGUCCGAAAUUUCAAUUUAGUGGUCACCAUAGAGUUUGGGCAUAUACAAAACAUGAAAAAUGAAACUUAUUCAUUUAUUACCCUUUACCCCUGCAGUGCUAAGAUCUACCUACCUGGAUCAUAAGUAUGUGUCUUAACAGUUUGUAUACCUUAUUACCUCAAUUUAAUAGACACUUGUAAGAUAGAAAAUUGAAGGAGAACAUUUUUUAGGAUGAUGCUCUAUAUACUGUACAGUCAUGUAUUACAGUGCACACCUAUUUUGCUCAUUCUCACAUUUGUAUGAAAUUAUUUUCUAUCAAAGAUAGAAUUUCCUGUGAAAUUCUUUAAGUUGAACACAUUGGUAAAGAUGUUAUGUGUGCACCAUGUGCUGUCUAUUUCUUAAAUAAGGCCAUGCUGUUAUGUCCUAUUAUUAAAUAAAAUAUUUUUUUCACAACAGGCAUUUGACAUGGCACAGAAGGUAAACACAGGUGUAAUCAAUUAUAUUAAUUACAACUACAUACCAUUUAGAUUAGCCAGUCUAAAGGCCCUGCUAUUGUGCAUUCUGAUUCACUGAAAUGGCUUACUUGGACACUUAAUGGACCCAUUGUUAAUGUUAUCAGUUUUACCUGUGCAUUUCCUGCUAUUACAAGUCAAAAUGUUUGCUGUGAAAAAGUGAGUGUGGCUCGAAUACCUGAAUCUAGCUGGUGACUUGUGUUUGUUGAUUAACCCAAGUUUCAUAUGGUCACCUGAAGUUGCAGCCACUUAUACAAUAUGAAAAGUAACCAUUUUAAUGAGUAAAAAAACGAAAGAAAUAUAUGGUAUCAGGAUGUUUCUAUUUGAAGCCAAUUCUUUGGCUAAAACAAAUUAUUGUUAUGCAGGUCCAGAGAAAAUACAUCAGAUGAAUUAUCUUUGGAAAUUUGCGGAGUGACCUUUGUUCAAAACCUUUAGCCCAUUAUGCAUAAAUUUGCUCGCUUUUUUAAUUUCUUGAGACCACAAAGGUAUCUUUUAAUAUGUUGAAAUGUUUGGGGGAAAUGGAUAUUUUCUUAUGGGGACAUUCAAAUGCACUGCUUAUUUUGUACCUCAUUGAGGUACUGACUUAGAUCUAGUCAUGAAAUAUUCCUCUGUAACGGUGUAUUUUAGAGAAGGAAAAGAGCUGUUUAUAAAUACAUAUUUCUCAUAGUUUACCAUGGAGUAGCACGCUUUUAUAUUUUUCAAUAAGCUGUAUGUAGCAUAAAAUGUAUUUUAGCAAUAUAUGAUAAUGAUAUGAGAUAACUGAAAAGCCACUUUUAGAGGAUUUUGAAAUAAAAUUGAAGUAUACUGUC
Molecule: messenger RNA, 7982 nt
Organism: Scomber scombrus (Atlantic mackerel)
Lineage: Eukaryota; Metazoa; Chordata; Actinopteri; Scombriformes; Scombridae
Product: coiled-coil domain-containing protein 85C-A-like
Exons: 6
Coding region: 2427-3566 (379 amino acids)
Cellular component (GO): apical junction complex
Source: RefSeq, a predicted model, not a curated record